Messenger RNA from Cladophialophora bantiana CBS 173.52, 1347 nucleotides. RefSeq lists its product as uncharacterized. Gene Ontology annotation, molecular function: protein binding. The record is from RefSeq and is a predicted model, not a curated record. The transcript has 2 exons. Bases 1 to 1347 code for a protein of 448 amino acids. Lineage: Eukaryota; Fungi; Ascomycota; Eurotiomycetes; Chaetothyriales; Herpotrichiellaceae.
AUGCCGGUGGCGGCCGAGCUGCUGAUAUCAAGAAGUCUUAUUAAUGUGAACUGGACCGCCCCAACGAACGGCGAAACAGCCUCCUGCACCAAGCCGUCGGCAACCGCAGAGUUGACGUCGUCAAGAUUCUCCUCCAGAAUAAAGCCGAUCCACACGCAAGAUCGCUUCGGCAAAACGCCAUUGCUACUGGCAGUACCGAUUCGUGACCAGAAGAUGGUGGCCUUGUUGCCCAAGUCUGGAGCUGACGCCAACCUCAAGGCAGGAAACUUGUCGAAUCCUUUCCUGCAAGCACUGCAAUUGGGAGACACUCAAAUCGCACAGGUGCUUGUCGACCACGGAGCGCAGGUCAACGCCUUGAACCAAGAUGGCCUGAAACCUGUGUAUGUAGCUGCAGAGGUAGGUGAUGUCGCCAUGCUGGGAUUUCUUCUUGAUAGAGGAGCCGACAUCGAUGCUCCCCCCGAAUCUGGCAUUUGGACGCCCUUGAUGGCUGCUGCCAAUUGGAGUCAGAUGGUGACUUUGCACGAGCUCCUCAAUCAUGGAGCCGACCAUGGCAUAGAAAGUCCUUUGAAUGGUCUCACGGCUUUGCACUUUCCGGCAACUCAAGGUCCUCCCGAAGCUGUAGGCUUGUUUUUGGCCUACGGCGCAUUUCAGAAAAGGAGUCGGCACGGAUUCCCGGUCGACAUGGCAAUUCAAUGUCGACAAUAUGAAUCUGCCGAUCUUCUGUAUGAGUAUGGCAUGACUGAACCUCCACCAGGCGCCCCCUUCACGGAAAGACUGUGGCGGGCUUAUUGUGAACCAACUCUGUGUCCUCCCAUCACGGAAGUUCCGCCAAAAGAUACCGGGAGUCCGACACGGUACUACCCUGUCAAGUCCGCUGCUUCUCCAGCAUCUACAGUCUCUUCCAGCCCGUAUCCACCAAUGGAUACUGCAUUCAGUUCAUCCCUGCGCCGAAGGAUACCACCUCAUACUCCGGCCGCAACACACCACAUUACGGAUCAGUACAACCAUCGUACUAAGUCGUUUACUCCCUCUAAAGCAUCUGCCAGCUCCCAUCUGCUCAUGAUGCCUGCGACCGGCCCCUCUCCACAAUCGAGAAAAGGCCCAUACGUGUCUUACCUCGCACCGUCAACAGCGCAACCGUACGAAUAUCAGCACAGGACGCCUUCAACGUCGGCCAUCUUUCCAGGGCUCGAGUUGCAAGCUGCCGGAGUCGAGCGUGCCCCGGACUCGCUAAUAUGCCAAGGUCAGCAGCGCAGAGUAUCACAACAUAGAAGAUCUCGCCGCCGGAACGAGGCUCGCGACAACGCCAGCACACAAGGUCAUCGUGACACCGACAAUGAUCCAUGA